UCGUUCGCGUCUUACUACGGCACAGACAGCGAGCGAUCAUUACGCGCAUUCCCUUUCGUCCGCUAGAGUGCAGUGUGUGUGCAGUGUCGAAAAUCGCUACGUCCAACGAGGGCAAGUGUGUUCAUAAACUCUUUCUGUGGUAUAAAUUUCAGAGAGGACACGUUGCUUUAAAGCCAGAAAAGGACGUUUAUGUGAUUACGGGAAAAAAAACAGUUAUAAAUUGUACAGAAAAAUUGUUUUAUAUAUUUGUUUAUAAUUAUUCUUCCGGAGUGAUUUUAGAAACCUUACAACACGGUACUCAGGCUUAGCAGAACCGAAAUCCUAGCUAAACGUUUUGAAAUUAUUAAAAUUGACACAAAUAUAAUGUCAGACUACACAUUUCGGCAAUGACUGUACUAAGUGAAAUAAUUAAGUGUAUUCGUAAAUAUACGUAAGUAAAAUAAGGUUAAAAGAUAAAGUAUAGUGAAUUGAUCGUAAAACAAGAAAUUUAGUCUUAGGAAAUCCGUAGAUUUAAGUACAGUGGAUGAUCGUAAAGUGAGAAUCUUUGACGAGAUGUUAUCGUAACAAGUUAAAGUACAGACGUGAUAAUGCUAAUGUCUAGUGCGUAAGCAAGGAGACCCCAAUUUUUUUUUUGGCAAGUCAAGAUGCUGACUGUGGGAAUCUUGCCAGUGUACGAGUGAGCCAUGAGGGGGUGGAAAGGAAGAGGGGACCUCGGGGCGGAGCGAUCCACCUGACACACGCCGUCACCAUGACGACGACUGUUGAUGUGACACAUUUGAUGAUUUUGAGAUUGUAAGAAUAAUCAAACUGAAGAUGGCUCUGGUGAUAUUACCAUGUGACCUGCCCUGGUGGCCCACAGUACAAUGCCACCUCACGCAAGUUUCGCAGGCCCGAAGUUCCAAGGACCUGAUUGACGGCAUGCAGAAGAUUCACAACAUGUGCAAUAUUGGUUUGGAUCCUGAUGAUGAUGAUAAGCCAGACCUCACUAUAUUUGGAGGCUUGGAAGUCUUCCUGGAUUCUGAAAUGACAGAGGAGGAGCGGUGUCACUUCUUUGAGGUGACCGCUCCGUCCAUGGUGCAUAAAGCACUGCAGCUGAAACAACUCAAACCUGCAGGUGGCUUGCGGUUCAGUUUGCAGCAGCAAGGUGAACCGCGCUCUUUCUUCUUGGUGGAUCGAGUGGAGUUAGAGCGCGGAUUCAUCGCAUCACUGCUAGCUCAUGCUUUCUUUUCUACAUUUCCAAAACGGACCAUCAAGACACACCCGACACUCCAGGACUUCAACUUUACAAAUUUCUUCAGACACCUGAACAUGAACAGCCAAAAGGCAAAGUUACGCAGCAUCCUGUAUUAUUUUGACAAGAUGGCAGCGGACGUGGAGCCCCAGGGACGAGUGACGUACUCGCGUCAGGUGAUGACGAGCAAAGAGUGGCUUACCAUAGAGGACUGGCUAGAGAGUGCCAAAGCACUCUGUCCACUUGCUAUCAGACAUGAGGGCAGGCUGGAGAGAGCUGAAAACAACUUACUGCAAGUGUGCUUCACGAGCAGCCGACUAGGGGGACUCGUACUUGGUGAUGGAAGUUCUCAGGAGUGCAUACAAUUCUGCAUUCAGCCUGAACUUUUGGCAGUAUUACCCCACAUUGAAGCUCUCGAGGACAAUGAGAUUCUGUCGGUAGAAGGAUUGCUACAAGUGGCCCGUAUCUCAGAUCCACACAUCAAAGCAAACUUUGAACCCUUGCCACAGACACAAGUGAGGUCUGUGUGCUGCAUGGAUGCAGAGAACUACUUGCGGCUACCGCUCAGUCAAUUUGAGGAGGACAAUGUAUUGAGGGAACUGAACAAGGCUCUACUUGCAUUUCGGCAGCAGGCUUCACCACAGCCAUCCCAGCCCGUCACAAGGCGUCUCUCCCCCAUUGGAGAAUCAUUCAGUUCGACACCUCCGGAGGUGGAGUCUGUAAAGCAACAAUCCCAACAGGAGGAAAGGGCAUGUCCACCUUCACUGCUAGUCACCCAGCAAGUGGAAUCUUCUACCUCACAGAAAGAGUGGCUGAGGCCUCCAAGUCCCACUUCUCGUCGCGGUCGAUUCAUUGUGCUCGGUUCCUCGGGGGAGUGUCUUCCUGUUAGCAGACAGCCUUUGGGAGCGUGCAGCCUCUACUCUAGCUGCCACUCCACCUCAGCAGCAUCUGAAGAAUUUCACAGCGCACGUACAAGUCUUGACAACGAAGAUAUCGAGAGCGAAGAUGCGCGGCGUUACAGCGCGCAGCUGGAUACUCCAGACCGACGCUCGACAUUUGCCGAGCGACUUCGUGAUGCACUCUGCAGAGAGACUCGGAGCACCUCAAGCAUUGACUCAAGUUAUGCCGUUGGCAUCAGUGUCACUGGGUCAGGAUUGGUGGAUGGAGAUAUCAGAGUCCGACGAGGAGGAUCCAGAGGCUUUAUGCUUCAGGAAGAUUCACUUGAUGACCAGUUCCUCAGGGAAUCUUUACAGCAAGAGAGGGAAUGGAUCGACAAGUUUCAAAACAAAAGACAUGGAGCUUUGAGUCGACAGGACACGUCUGAUUCCUCCAAGUUUAGUUUCAGUACAGAGUACAGCUCAGAACUGGAGGAACUUUACGAACAGUACAGUCGCUGGCUCGACGACGUGGACAAGAAUCGGGAGCUGGACGCCCGAGACAUCGCUGUGGUACGCUUUGCUGGCAGCCUGCUCAAGAGGACUCUCAGCGACUCUUUUGCUGGUGUUCCUCUCACUGAGGGGCAGCAAGGGCCACUGGGACAGAUGGAAGCAGACAGAAACAGGACAAAGCUCGCCCUGGUUGCAAGGUCUCUAAGUCUGGAGCUUGCCAGGCACAAGCACAGACUCACCUCUCAGCUGGCAUCAAUGUUGAGCGGAGUUGCAAAUAAGGGUGAGUCUGCAUCAGGGAUACAAUCCAUAGCCACUGGUAACUGGGGUUGUGGCUCAUCUAAGGUUGGUGACCCACAACUCAAGUUGGUAAUUCAGUGGCUGGCUGCUAGCAUCGCAGGUGUUCCUUGUCUAUACUACUAUACCUGUAGCCACCAUCGGCUUCUCAAGCUAGACACAGUCUGUCGAGUGUUGCUAGACAGACAAUGGACAGUGGGAGAGCUGGUCACUGCUACACUGAAGUUUGCUCAGACAACGCUGGAUGAUCCGUCACCUCCGGAGCCAACUCAGACCUUGUUUGAUGAACUCAUCGGUACAGAGAAACCGGCUGUUCUCCUGGAGACCAAUCUCUGAGACGUGAGGGAACCACAAAAGUAAUGUCUGAAGCAAGUGUUGCAAAACCAGACAGUUCUCUGAAGAGGUGCGCCUACACAUUUCCAGUAUCUUCUGUAAACGAGAGACAGUUUACAGUGAUGGCACGUUUCGGCUGUGGUUUACUGUGAAGAACUUCCUAAUGAACUUAUGACUGGUUAAGAAAGCUGAAUAUCUCCAGACAAGAUUAGUGCUUUAAGAUAUGAUUCAAGGACUUCCAAAAGUUUGGACAAACUACAAAGCAGUUUGUGAUUUGCCAUGUGAAGAAACUAUGAGCAUUAGAAGAGUGUAAUAGCGUAACUGUGGGAUCAUAUACCCCAUGUGUUACAGGUAUGGUAUGAUCCAGAAUAAUGUACAGGUAGACCUCGAUUUACGCCGGGGACGCGCUCCUGGACGAACUGGCGUAAAUGGAAUCAGCGUAAAUUGAAACUCAGAAUAGUGGUCGAACAACAACGCAAACACGUUCAGCACAUUCAAUGUGUCAACAAGAGGUGAACUGAGCGCAUUUUUCCUUACUCCCUUAUCAGGCUGAACGCAAAUGAUUCACCGUGAAGAGUGACCAAUGCUCGCGUGACUGUUGCGCAAAGUUAGCGGAUUUUUAGGAGAAUAUCUCGCAACUACUUAGCAAUGAGUGCAGAGGCGACUGUAUUUGUAAUUUUUAUUCAAAAUCAGCGAUGUAAGAAUUACGAUUUAGUACGAGAAACAUUGUAAAACAUUAUAAAUAAUAGUAAUUUUUUUCUCUCCACUUUUUGACUUGCUGGUUUCAAAAGCGGCGUUAUUCUGAAUCGGCGCAAAUCGAGGUUUACAUGUAUACUGAAAGAUGGCACCUUCUUAAUAUGGCAUAGCUGAGAAUGAUCUGUGAUUGACAAAACCUUUACUAUGUUUUAUCUUCACGUGAAUUUUUAAGGGCUAUGUUCUGCCUUACAUGUCUUUACAUUUUAAUAACAUCUGUAAUGAAGCCUUGCUUUAUUUAAUGCUGCCUUGUCAGCUGCUCAAUUAGUACAGCGACUAGCUGUCGGUGGACAGCUGGGUUUCGGUUCCUUGUAGGGUUAGGGAUUUUUCUCUUUGCCACUGUUUGGACUGGCUAUGGGGCCCACCCAGCCUCCUAUCCAAUGGGCCCUAAGGGUUCCUUUACCCGAUACAUAGAAGAUGGAGCAUGAAGCUGGACACUCAUCUCUGUCUAGUGCCAAGGCUCAGAAUGUGUGGAGUUAUACCUCCACACACCCUGUGCCAUCAUCAUGUAGUGUUUAAUUAAGCACAGGCCUAUGUUAAAGUUGCUAUAGGGGAACAGAAAAAAUUCAUAUGAAACUCACGUCAAAGUAGCUGGUAUUACUGCCAGUAUUUGAACAUGGUACCGUUUGAAUACCGAAGCAGGCUGUGGGCCUGUGUACAUAUCAACAAGGAAUAAAAAUAUCUUACAAAUGGAAUGAAGUCUGUAAGUAGAGUAGGAACAGUAAUGAUCCAAAUGCAAGCAUUUUAUAUUAAGUAUUGUAAAAUCCUGAAUAAAUGAGGUUAAAAAGCAGCAUUACAGUAGACUUAUAGCAAACUCAUGUAAGAUAAUAAAACGGGAGACAGGAAAAAUACA
Zootermopsis nevadensis is the source of this 4852-nucleotide messenger RNA. RefSeq lists its product as uncharacterized. Lineage: Eukaryota; Metazoa; Arthropoda; Insecta; Blattodea; Termopsidae. Gene Ontology annotation, molecular function: poly(ADP-ribose) glycohydrolase activity. Gene Ontology annotation, biological process: ATP generation from poly-ADP-D-ribose; nucleotide-sugar metabolic process; regulation of DNA repair. The record is from RefSeq and is a predicted model, not a curated record. Gene Ontology annotation, cellular component: cytoplasm; nucleus.